GGCAAUUUUCUGCUUCAAUUUUAGGGUCACGCUUUAGUUUGGAGAACAUAUUCACUAUUAACUACAACUUCUGACACAGAAAUCCUAAUUUACUGCUUAUUAUUAAAGUCAAGUCACUUUCAUUUAUAUAGCGCUUUUUACAAUGCAGAUUGUGUCAAAGCAGCUUUACAGUGAUAACUGGUAAAAAAAUUUUGGCUACGCAGCAGCUCUUAAAGAAAAUUGUGUCAUUGACCAGCUAAAAUAAAUUCAGUAUCGAUUCAUUUCUUUGUAAAAUCAAUAGUUAUUAGUUUAAAAUGAAUUAAUAUUAAGUUUUAAAACUAGAGAUGUUCGAUUCUAAAACAAAUUUUUGCAGUAAAUGCUAAGCCGGUUCACCAAAUUGAACUGAAUCAAGACACACAUCCAAAGUAGCACGCAUGGUCUUUGUGCAGCACUGAAUGAGCCAAUAUGAACACGUCCUGACAGGUUAUUAAACCAAAGAACCAGUUCGAAAUGAGUUAAGUUAUUAACACAAAAAUAAACAUGAAUGAACAUCAGAAGGUAUGUUGUUUCAACUGCGGAAAGUUGUCAAUACACACCAUUUUUUCAAGUUCAAGUCCACCAAGGUUAAUCUACUAAUGAUUCUCUACAGAAACUUUUUUUGUUAUGCUGGUUGAAAGUCUUCUCAUAUCCUGAUAGCAAUCACUAUGUUAAGCAGUCUAAAUGUAUUUUUAUAAAUAUACAUCGUCUGUGGAAGACGCAGGUCCAUAAAAUGUUUGUUCAAUCAUUGCAUUUGGUCUGAAUGAAACGAUAGCAUCGAUAGCACGAUAGUGUUCCCUGUCAGUCAAUGUGUGUUUGCAUACCACUGCGCAGCCUGUUCACGCAGACAUCAUACGUCAUCAGCGUGUUCACAUACGCUGUGCAGACAGAGCGAGAAUGGCAGGCAAACAGCAACAACCUACUUUUUCUUUAGUAGUACUGUUACUCACUGUACUGUUAAGUUUCCUCACCUGUGAAUGACACGAUGUAAUACAAUAACGUUGUCUCUGGUAGUCUCGUUUCUGGUCUGUGCGCGUCGUCAGUGUUGCCAAGUUUGGCUACUUUAAUACUGUUGCUGCGGGUUUUUCAUGUCCACGGGUUGAAGCGACCACAAAUAACAUGAUAUUUAGCCCCUGGAAUGCAAAUUUUACCAGGGGAACCCACCAAAAAUGCGGAUUUUACCCCCCAGAAUGCGAUGGGACCGUUUUGAGCAGCAAUUGGGCAGGUUUUGUUGUGAAAACCUGGCAACCCUGGGGAUUGUAUGCUUUCAAUGCUAGAACGCUAAAGUUAGCAUUUCCUAGAUAACUUAUUGCACCUUUAAUUUAAUCAAGUUCAAACUACAUGAAGUAUUUGAGUGGAGAUAACAUUUUUUCAUCAUGUGGAAUCACUGUCUACGAUUGAAUCAUGUUCAGACAAGAGUUUUUUUUUUUAGUGUAAAAUAAUAAGUUGAGUUUAUUUUCUCUUAAGAACUUAAAUAACUUUAAGUAGCCUAUAUUUGAGUAAAAUUAAUUUGUUUCAUUUUGUAAAUUUGUACAAUAACAAUGAAUUGCCAUGCGAUUGUGUUGGUUGUAGUCGUCGUGUUUAUCUUCUUGUUUUUCAUCUUUCCUUUAGCGAUUCUGCAGGUCCUAAGUAAAAGGUGCCCUUCGCAUUUACUUGCAGCAUCUCUUUGGAUUAGUAACUGUGUCUGAUUCUGAUGUAUCUGAUUAUGCCAGUUCUGUGCUAUGAUUGGGCAACUGACAAGUCUGGAGGGGCCUGCCAUUUGUAUUUGAGGGAUAUACUGUAUAGUUCAGUAUGUAUGAGACAGGAGUGUGUGAACUGACCAUGAAUGAAGAUUUCGCUGAAAACAGGAAUAUUUCUAUUCCAUCUUAUUUCUAUAUCAGUGGUUUUUCUGGUAUACCUCACGUGAGAUACUAUUACAUGUUCUUGUUUUUUGUUUACAUAAUUUCUUUGCUUGGAAACUCCUGCCUCAUGUUUGUUAUCAUUAUAGACAGAAAUCUUCACACUCCUAAAUAUAUCGCUGUCUUUAAUUUAUCAUUGACAGACAUUUGUGAGAGUACCGCUGUGAUCCCUCAGCUACUGGACACAUUUUUGUUUGGGAAUCAGUUGAUCCCAUAUGGAUUGUGUUUGUGUAAUAUGUUCUCUGUCUUUGUAUUUAUUUCAACACAAUCACUAACACUUGCUGUUCUGUCUUUUGACAGAUUCAUAGCCAUUUGUUUACCACUGAGGUAUCAUAUGAUUGUGACCCAUAGAUCAAUGCUUGUUAUAAUUGGAGUCACAUGGGCAGUGGCACUGUUUAUGAUAAUUGCUGCUACAAUUUUCAUCAGUAGUCUUUCUUUCUGCAGAGUUAUUGUCAUCUUAAACAGUUUCUACUGUGAUCAUGGGCCUAUAUAUCGUUCUGCCUGUAGCAAUAAUUUUCCAAGUUCUGUGAUAAACAAUUUGAACCCGAUAGUGAUUCUCGGGUUUCCAGCAUUUUUUAUUAUCUUUUCAUAUGCAUGUAUAGCUGUAACAUUGUUCAGAAUCACAACCCCACAAGACCGUCAAAGAGCCACAAAGACAUGUACUGCUCAUUUAAUAUUAGUGGCCAUAUUUUAUGUACCUAUCACUUUUACAUAUGCACUUUCGUCCAUUAUAAACACUAACACAAGGAUCAUUAAUCUCUCUCUGACCUCUGCGCUUCCUCCAAUGCUUAACCCUAUAAUCUACACAUUCAUGACAGAAGAGUUCAUGGUGUCUGUGAAAAGAGUCCUUAAACGGAGAAUCAUAUUCCCAUCUCCAAAAUAAACCUCUUUAUCUACAUUUUAAUUACAUUAUUACUAUUAGACACUUUUGUGUUUUUUUUUUUCUUUUUUUUUCUGUGAAUGUUUAGAAUAAUGUAUGCUUCUAUGAUAUCACAGGUUCUUUAAAAAGCCAGACAACAGGUAUCAUGACCUCAUUAACAAAUUUUGAAACCACUAACAAACUACUGUAAUGUAUUUUUUUUUAAAGCCACAAUUUACAUUAUGAAAAGAAAGAAAAAAGAACCCAAUAAAACAAAUAAUGUGAUGGUUAAAUCAUCCUUUAGUGUGUAUUUCUUUUGUUCUGACAUACAUUGAAGGAAUGCACUGUGGCCAAGUAGCAAAAAC
Ctenopharyngodon idella (grass carp) is the source of this 3137-nucleotide messenger RNA. RefSeq names its product olfactory receptor 13C2-like. The record is from RefSeq and is a predicted model, not a curated record. The transcript has 2 exons. Gene Ontology annotation, molecular function: G protein-coupled receptor activity; olfactory receptor activity. NCBI's taxonomy places the organism in Eukaryota, Metazoa, Chordata, Actinopteri, Cypriniformes, Xenocyprididae. The coding region runs from base 1807 to 2796 and encodes 329 amino acids. Gene Ontology annotation, biological process: G protein-coupled receptor signaling pathway. Gene Ontology annotation, cellular component: membrane.